CUGUUUCUGACAUUAUCAUAGUUCUUCCUUACACAGUCCCUAUUUCUGUUAAGCCUGGGAAACACCUAAAUAGUUGGACACAUUACCAUUUGAUAUUCUUUAUUGAGUUUACGGUGUCCGUCGCGAUAAGAAAUGGGAGGCCAGCGCCACAGCAAAAAUGCUGGUGUCAUGGGCUCCGAGUGCUUGACAUAUGCCGAACGUAAGGCAUUAGGCUUUGGCACAGUGAAAGAGCGUCUUGGAAAGGAUUCGCUUGGCAAUUAUGACGACUGCUGCUUAACUCUAAUGGAGUCGAAGGACCCCGUGAUAACACCCGAUGGCUACUUGUACAGCAAGGAGGCUAUCUUAGAAAACCUCCUGGCCCAAAAGAAGGCCAUCAAGCGCAACCUGCAGGCGUACGAGGCGGCGCAGCAGCAGGAGCAGCAAAAGGAGAUGGAGAAGCAGGCGAUCGAGCGGGAGGCGGCCUUGAUUGCGUUCGAUCGGCGAAACCAUCUGGGCGUCAGCGAGGGCGUGGCGGCGAAGCUCGAGGCGGCGAUCGUCAAAGAGGCGGAGGCGCUCCGAAACCCCAAACAAGCUGGCGGCGCCAAAUCAGUCAUGGCCAUAAAAGACAACGAAGACCGGGCAAAGGAGCUGAAGGCAUUCUGGAUGCCUUCCCUGACUCCCGAGGCGGAUGCCAAGGUGGAGAAGCCGGACACGGAUACACGGUGCCCCGCCAGCGGCAAGAAGCUGCGAAUGAAGGACCUCGUGGCGGUGCGCUGGACGCCUGUGCCUGAGGGGGAGCCCGGGAAGCACAUGGACCCCGUCACCAAGGAGACCUUCACCAACUCCUCCAAGUUGGUGGUGCUGGCAACCACGGGAGAUGUCGUACUGAAGGAGACGUACGAGAAGUGCAUCAAACCCGAGGGGAGCUUCGCGGGGAAGAAGGUUCGGGAGAAGGACGUCAUUGAGCUUAAGACCGGCGGCACCGGCUUUGCGGCUCGAGAUGGGGAGCGGGUGCAAACUCAGAAGGUGAAGGGGCUUUUGAUAAUGGGGUGUGCAGCAGCUUGGGUGCGCAUCGGCUGCGGCAGUAUUUCCAACUGGGACCUGGCAACGGGUUGCGCGACUUACGAGGCCAGCACCAAGGGCCGCGUUCUCUAG
Messenger RNA from Volvox carteri f. nagariensis, 1134 nucleotides. RefSeq lists its product as uncharacterized. Gene Ontology annotation, molecular function: ubiquitin protein ligase activity. Gene Ontology annotation, cellular component: nucleus. The record is from RefSeq and is a predicted model, not a curated record. The coding region runs from base 133 to 1134 and encodes 333 amino acids. NCBI's taxonomy places the organism in Eukaryota, Viridiplantae, Chlorophyta, Chlorophyceae, Chlamydomonadales, Volvocaceae. The transcript has 9 exons.